AUGGUGCACGUGAACUUCUAUCGCAACUAUGGUAAAACAUUCAAGAAACCAAGGCGUCCUUAUGAGAAGGAGCGUCUUGACGCUGAACUGAAGCUGGUCGGUGAGUAUGGGCUGAGGUGCAAGCGUGAGCUCUGGAGGGUCCAGUAUGCACUGAGCAGGAUCCGUAAUGCUGCAAGGCACUUGCUCACCCUUGAUGAGAAGAAUCCCCGCCGUAUCUUUGAGGGUGAGGCGCUUCUCCGCCGCAUGAACCGCUAUGGGCUGCUCGCUGAGGGUCAGAACAAGCUUGAUUAUGUCCUUGCCCUUACUGCUGAGAACUUCCUUGCAAGGCGCCUUCAAACACUUGUCUUCAAGGCUGGCAUGGCCAAGUCCAUUCACCAUGCUCGUGUCUUGAUCAAGCAGCGUCACAUCAGGGUUGGUAGGCAAAUUGUCAAUGUCCCAUCAUUCAUGGUGAGGGUGGAGUCUGAGAAGCACAUUGACUUUUCACUGUCAAGCCCGUUCGGUGGGGGCCCCGCAGGCAGGGUGAAGAGAAAGAACCAGAAGAAGGCAAGUGGUGGUGGCGGCGAUGGUGGUGAUGAGGAUGAGGAGUGA
Molecule: messenger RNA, 588 nt
Organism: Miscanthus lutarioriparius
Lineage: Eukaryota; Viridiplantae; Streptophyta; Magnoliopsida; Poales; Poaceae
Source: the annotation of a GenBank genome assembly